CCUCCUUGUAGAGGAAGCAGGCAUUCAUCUGCUCUCUCAGAAAAAUCUCUGCAGCAACCAUGGCCACCUUCGUGGAGCUCAGUACCAAAGCCAAGAUGCCCAUUGUGGGCCUGGGUACCUGGAAGUCCCCACCAGGCAAAGUCAAGGAAGCUGUGAAGGCCGCCAUUGAUGCUGGAUAUCGCCACAUUGACUGUGCCUAUGCCUAUCAGAAUGAGAGUGAAGUGGGAGAAGCCAUCCAAGAGAAGAUCAAAGAGAAGGUUGUGAAGCGGGAGGACCUCUUCAUUGUCAGCAAGCUGUGGCCCACGUUCUUUGAGAAAAGCCUGGUGAAGAAAUGCUUUCAGAAAACCCUCACGGAUCUGAAACUGGACUAUCUGGACCUGUACCUAGUGCACUGGCCACAGGGAUUCCAGGCUGGGAGUGAGAUAUUCCCCACAGACAAUAAUGGCAAACUUCUCAUGAGUAAAUCCACAUUCUUGGAUGCCUGGGAGGGCAUGGAGGAACUGGUGGACCAGGGGCUGGUGAAAGCCCUGGGCAUCUCCAACUUCAACCACAUGCAGAUUGAAAGACUCCUGAGCAAGCCUGGACUGAAACACAAGCCAGUGAUGAACCAGAUUGAGUGCCAUCCAUACCUCACCCAGGAGAAACUGAUCCAGUUUUGUCACUCCAAGGGCAUUGGCAUCACAGCAUACAGCCCGCUGGGCUCCCCAGACAGACCUCAUGCCAAGCCAGACGACCCUGUAGUACUGGAGAUUCCCAAGAUCAAGGAGAUUGCUGCCAAGCACAAGAAAACAACAGCUCAGGUUCUGAUUCGGUUCCAUAUCCAAAGGAAUGUGGUGGUGAUUCCCAAGUCUGUGACACCCUCACGCAUACGUGAGAACUUUCAGGUCUUUGAUUUCCAGUUGAGUGAUGAGGAGAUGACCACCAUUCUCAGCUUCAACAAAAACUGGAGGGCCUGUGGCGUGUUUGCUGCAAUCAAUGAAAAGGACUAUCCCUUCCAUGAAGAAUACUGAAGCUGAUUCACUUGAUGAGACUGACUGGUGGAUUCCAUCUUCAUUGUGUGACAGUCACUCCUGAGUCCUAUUUUAGCCAAGUGUGUCCAACAUCGACCUUGAUGUAGGCCCUGAUCACGCAAUGCUGAAUUUAAAUCCUCAUGCUCAACCAGGAACAGACUGCCACAGGGAAAUGUGACUUGGAAAAACAAAGGACAAUACUUUCCACUAGGAAGAUCUGACCAAAUCUUUGUUAAACACCAGGGACUCUGAUAACACUGAUUAUUCAAAAAAAUUAAAUAAAUAAAGGGUAAUAGUAAUAA
This is a messenger RNA of Peromyscus eremicus (cactus mouse), 1312 nucleotides long. RefSeq names its product aldo-keto reductase family 1 member B7. Gene Ontology annotation, molecular function: aldose reductase (NADPH) activity. The transcript is spliced from 10 exons. Bases 60 to 1010 code for a protein of 316 amino acids. The record is from RefSeq and is a predicted model, not a curated record. Gene Ontology annotation, cellular component: mitochondrion; cytosol. Lineage: Eukaryota; Metazoa; Chordata; Mammalia; Rodentia; Cricetidae.